Molecule: messenger RNA, 2870 nt
Organism: Eremomyces bilateralis CBS 781.70
Lineage: Eukaryota; Fungi; Ascomycota; Dothideomycetes; Eremomycetales; Eremomycetaceae
Product: Spb1 domain-containing protein
Exons: 3
Coding region: 104-2641 (845 amino acids)
Biological process (GO): rRNA methylation; maturation of LSU-rRNA from tricistronic rRNA transcript (SSU-rRNA, 5.8S rRNA, LSU-rRNA); maturation of 5.8S rRNA from tricistronic rRNA transcript (SSU-rRNA, 5.8S rRNA, LSU-rRNA)
Cellular component (GO): nucleus; preribosome, large subunit precursor; nucleolus
Molecular function (GO): rRNA (guanine) methyltransferase activity; rRNA (uridine-2'-O-ribose)-methyltransferase activity
Source: RefSeq, a predicted model, not a curated record
GGGAACUUUUCACCGAUAAUUCAGAUCCUGCGAUCCUCGAAAUCCUCUGUUAAGUCUUAACGAAAGCCAACCUGCCUCUUUAAGGGGGUGACCACACGGCAAGAUGGCAAUCCAGAAGAAGCAUGGCAAAGGUCGGCUUGACAAAUGGUAUCGCCUCGCGAAAGAAAAGGGCUAUCGCGCCCGAUCCGCCUUCAAGUUGGUGCAACUAAAUAAGAAGUACAAUUUCUUAGAAAAGAGCAAGGUCUUGAUAGAUCUUUGUGCAGCUCCAGGGUCAUGGUGUCAAGUGGCCGCGGAGGUUAUGCCGCCGAAUAGUCUUAUCAUAGGAGUCGACCUUACCCCAAUCAAGGCGAUCCCUCGCUGUAUUACCUUCCAAGGUGAUAUCACUUCGGACAAAACUCGAGCGAUUAUCCGCCAACAUCUCAAGACAUGGAAAGCAGACACGGUUCUCCACGACGGUGCGCCCAACGUGGGUGCCGCAUGGGUUCAAGAUGCGUUCUCUCAAGCAGAGCUGGUCUUGCAGUCGCUGAAGCUAGCAACGGUCUUCCUUGCAGAGGGAGGGACAUUCGUGACGAAAGUUUUCAGAUCCAAGGACUACAAUCCGUUGCUGUGGGUUUUCAACCAGCUUUUCACGAAAGUCGAGGCAACGAAGCCACCCUCGUCUCGAAAUAUCUCCGCUGAGAUCUUUGUCGUCUGCCGUGGUUACAAGGCGCCGAAGCAUGUCGACCCGAAAUUCCUGGAUCCGAGGACGGUCUUCGCAGAGCUGUCUGAUCCCACCCCGAACAACGAGGCGAAAGUGUACAACCCUGAAAAGAAAAAGCGUAAGCGUGACGGUUACGAAGAAGGCAACUGGACUCAAUAUAAGGAAGUGCCUGCAAGCGAUUUUAUUCAAGCCACGGACCCAAUUGCUAUGCUAGCAAAUCUCAACAAGUUUACCUUUGAGCAGGGCUCAGACGCAAAUCUUGCGCUCGCGACGUUGGAUCGACUUCCUGAGACGAACGAAGACAUUCGAAUCUGCUGUGCGGACCUAAGGGUCCUUGGACGGAAAGAGUUCAGGAUAUUGUUAAAGUGGCGGUUGAGAGUCCGCGAAAUCUUCGGACUUUCUUCGAAAACGAAGGCGGAGCCUCAAGGAGAGGAGGUGGCCGAGGUCGCCCCGAUGGACGAAGAGUUGCAGAUGCAGGAGGAGAUGCAACGGCUUCGAGAUCAAGGCGACAAAAAGAAGAAGAAGGAAAGAAGGCGUGAAAAUGAGAAGAAACAGAAGGAGGUGGUGCGCAUGCAACUCAACAUGCAGACUCCAAUGGAACUGGGAUUAGAACAAGACAUCCAAGGCGAAGGGAUGUUCGGGCUCAAGGCUGUUGAUGGCGCAGGCCUUUCCAAGAAAAUUGCCAAAGGCAGAAUGCAUAUCCCUCUUCCCGCCGACGACCAGAAGAAAGCGGAAGCCGAGCAAGCUGAAGACGAGGAUGAAGAGAGCGAUCCAGAAGAGGACGCCUUGGAGCGGUCGUUGGAUGACAUGUACGAUGACUACCAGGGUCGGAUGGCUGACCGAGAUGCCAAAUUCCGCGCAAAAAAGGCACGCAAAGAACGCGAGGGCAACGAAUGGCAUGGUUUCGAAGAGGAAGAAGAGGAGGAGGUCGAAGACAGCGACGAUCAGAUUCAGGUGGAAGAAGAAGACAGCGAUAGCUCUGACGAAGAAGAUGAACCGCGUCAAUUGGUCACCGAUCUUGAUCAGGAUGCUGGCAAAACCGAAGGAGGGCUCACAAGGAGGGCCGCCAUGUUCUUUGAGCAAGAUAUAUUCAAGGGCCUGGACUUCGAGGGUGGCGCGGACGAGGACAGCGGUAUUGAUGUGGACAGUGCCGAGCCAGGAUCCUCAGAAGAAGCCGCCGUUUCCAAGUCUAAGCAGGGAAAACCAGCCCCGUCAGACUCCGAUCAUUCUGAGGACGCCUCGGAAGAGGACGAGCAGGAGGAUGACGAGCACGCAGAAUCCUCGGAUGAUGAGCCCGACAACGACAAACCUUUUGAGCUAGUCAAGCAUUCAAGGGAGGACUGGGAGAGCGAAGUCCAAGACCCCAAGACGAAGCGGCCCAACAUCGAUAUCAUCACCGCCGAAGCGAUGACAUUGGCGCAUCAACUUGCGACGGGGCAAAAGACGAAGGAAACCAUGGUGGACGAUGGGUUCAACAAGUUCGCGUUCCGGGACGUGGACGGCCUCCCGGACUGGUUCCUCGACGACGAAGGCAAGCACUCCAAGCUCCUCCGCCCCAUCACCGCCGAAGCGUCCGCCGCCAUCCGCGAAAAGCUGCGCGCGCUGAACGCCCGACCGAUCAAGAAGGUUCGCGAAGCCAAGGCCCGGAAGAAGUUCAAGGCGGCGCAGCGAUUGGAGAAGCUGAAGAAGAAGAGCGCGCUGCUGAUGGAGGAGGAGGGGGUCAGCGAGCGGGACAAGGCGCAGGAGGUGCAGAAGCUGAUGGCCAAGGCGGCGAAGAAGAAGCCGAAGCGAGACGUCAAGGUGGUGGUGGCGCGUGGUGGAAACAAGGCGAUAUCGGGGCGUCCGAAGGGGACGAAAGGCCGGUAUAAGAUGGUGGACGCGCGGAUGAGGAAAGAUGUCAGGGGUCUCAAGCGGGCAGCGGCGAAGCAGAAGAAGAGGUAGAGUGGCCCGAUGUAUAAAUGCAUUUUGGCAUCUUGGUCGUCUCCCAAGUUAUGAACACGCUAUUUAAGGUGCUAAUAUGUCGCCGCGAGUCUGCGGAUCAAAUAGUCGCCACUAUUGACUCCUGGAUACUUCUUCCCCGUCUGCUCAUACGUCCCAGGGAUCGCGUCGAUGAACUUGUCGAAGUUCGGGUUGCAGAAAUAGGCGAUCGAGUAUCUCGCCGGAUACUUCC